AUAUUCACAAGGGGGUCAAAAAGAUAUUUGAUCCUGACUACGAAGAUUCUGAGGAGGAAGAUGAUCCGAUGGGCGACGAGGACACUGGCCUUGUCAAUAAGUUCGGCCAGCCCGAUGGAUGGGACUCGGACGAGACAGUUGACGACUCCAACGACCGAAGGAACGACAUGGAAAUAGAUGGUGAACUUGCUUCUGGUGAUGAUUGCACCCAUGACAACAACGACGACAAGGGCGAGGUGGAGGAGGAUGACGAGGAUACUGACGAAUCGACCAAGGAUUCUGUCAUUCUCGUGGAAAGUACUUACGAUCUUACGGAUACUGCAAACGACAAAGACAACAACAACAUGGGCCUGAAUACGGAUGAGGCAGUUUCCGAACUGACAGGUGUUACUGGUGAAGACAAGGACCCUGAAUUGGCAUCUCCGCCGAGGAAGAAGGGACGGUCCCACAGGGUUUCGGUGGUCGCUCCAUCUACAGAAAUGGAUGUGGACGGGAGCUCCAUAUUCCGAAAAAACACACAAUUAAAAACCACACGCAAAUCCGGGUUCCAAAACAGCACCUCUAGUACUUCUCCUACACGGAGCGGCCGUAGCGACGCCGAAAAAGAGGUUGUUUUCAACUGGAAAACAAAGGACCAUAUAUAUAUAUAA
Messenger RNA from Cylindrotheca closterium, 650 nucleotides. Lineage: Eukaryota; Bacillariophyta; Bacillariophyceae; Bacillariales; Bacillariaceae. The record is from the annotation of a GenBank genome assembly.